AUGGCUAUAGACACUGCUGAAGUAUUAGGAUUAAAGAUGGAACCUUCAAAAGAUAGUUUCGCUUUUGUGGAUAACUCCAAAGCAAACUCAGCAGGCAUGAUCAGGAAUGUUAAGGUGGAGAUAGGGGAAUGCACUAUUCCUGUGGACUUUCAUGUCGUGGAGCUCAAAUCAAGCAAGACAUCUUCCCUUCUUUUUGGAAGAGCCCUCAUGGCUACAGUGUGGGCAGUUUGUGAUCUUAAGAAUAAUAAGAUGUGUCUAACUAAUGUUGAUGAAACUGUCUUCUAUGAUCCCGUGGAGAAGAAGAAAAGUGAGGAGUUUAUUUCAUACAUAGAGAUGUUUGAAGAUCCAGCACCUCCAGCUGAUUCAGAUCGCGAGCCUGCAAAACUAGUAUCAGCAUCGAUCGACAUUCAUCUUUCAACAUCGGUCGACAAUGAGCCUCACGAAUUGAUCAACACGAAGCUCGCAGCAUCGAUCGAUACCCUCCAAAUUUCAGAACACAACGAGACUGAAAAGUCUAAGUCUGGGAGAAGAACUAGGAAGAGGAAGAAGAAAAAGAAGAAGAAUGAAGAUGCAAAUUUCCUAUCACUAGUUCCUUCUCAGUGUCAAGAGGGAAGUCUUGAGUAUAAGGUGCGCUACAGAGGAGGUCCAGCUUCUUUUACUAAGGUUAGAGUACUAUGUGAUCCAGAGCUGAGAGACAAAGGGGAAGUUUCUGCAAGAGCUUUCACCAACUACAUCAAUAGAAUGAGGAAGAGAGAUACAUAG
This is a messenger RNA of Raphanus sativus (radish), 762 nucleotides long. RefSeq lists its product as uncharacterized. NCBI's taxonomy places the organism in Eukaryota, Viridiplantae, Streptophyta, Magnoliopsida, Brassicales, Brassicaceae. The record is from RefSeq and is a predicted model, not a curated record. The transcript has a single exon. Bases 1 to 762 code for a protein of 253 amino acids.